Molecule: messenger RNA, 645 nt
Organism: Brugia malayi
Lineage: Eukaryota; Metazoa; Nematoda; Chromadorea; Rhabditida; Onchocercidae
Exons: 3
Coding region: 1-645 (214 amino acids)
Source: RefSeq, a predicted model, not a curated record
AUGCGGAAUUGGUUUAUCAUUUUCCUGAUCUUAAGUAUUUCCAUCAACACACAUCUAACAAGAGCUAAAACGACAACUGCACCUAGACUGAAGAAUGAUCGCGCAAUUGCUCCAAAUCUAGAAAUCGAUGGUGAAUUUGCAACUGUUCUAGAUGAUGCCAUCAGAUUAGCAGAUGUGGAAACUGAAAUUCAACGUGAUUCUCUAAUUCCAACUUCUGAUUCGAAAAUAAAACAUGAGCUGGGGCAUAAUGCAGAUGAAAGUGGACGAACAAGGCGCAGUUGCGGUGGUGGUGGAGCAGGUUGUGGUGGUAGUUGUGGGUGCGGAUGCGGAUGCGGAUGUGGAUGUGGUUGCUGCCAGCGAUCAUGUUGUAACUCAUGUACCACUUGUACCACAGUUACAACUUGUUGCAAAACAUGUUGUCAACAGUGUAAUCAAUCGUGUUGCGGAUGUGGUGGAUGUGGCGGAGGAAGUUGCGGUAACGACGGAUGCGGUAGUGGUCAUAGGCGUAAAAAGCGAAAUAUCAUGGAGCUUCUAGGAGGACAUUUGCUACGUGACAAACGCUCACCGAAGAAUAACCGUAGGCGUGCUAAUGAUGGUGUACCAAUCAAGAAAACAUUUAAGGUAUUAAUUAAUAGAUAUAAUUAA